Messenger RNA from Beauveria bassiana ARSEF 2860, 2400 nucleotides. RefSeq names its product mitochondrial 40S ribosomal protein MRP2. The transcript has 8 exons. Gene Ontology annotation, cellular component: phagophore assembly site. Bases 1 to 2400 code for a protein of 799 amino acids. The record is from RefSeq and is a predicted model, not a curated record. NCBI's taxonomy places the organism in Eukaryota, Fungi, Ascomycota, Sordariomycetes, Hypocreales, Cordycipitaceae. Gene Ontology annotation, biological process: autophagosome assembly.
AUGGAUGAGCCCAAGUACACAAUCUACGUACGGGUUCCUAUACCGCGCGGAGACUUUGUCGACCCUCCGCAGGUAGAUUGGGACGCUGAGAAGGAUGAAGCAUUGUGGCGUAUCCUGUCUAGCGCUGCGCAAAAAGAGAUAGAUUGGAAUGACAUUGCAGCUAAAUUCGAUGUCACGGUCGACUGGCUCCUCAAACAGGUGGCAUACCUCACGGAAAAACACGCCUCGCAAGUAAGGGCUCAGGUACGGAAAGCGGCUGCCGCGGCCAAGGGCUCGGCCGCACCGUCGCCAAUUCCUGCCGCUGAGUCUUCCACGACCGCCGAUCGACGAUCCCAGCUCGGACAGCCCAUCGGCCGCGAUCCCUUGAUACCACGCAACGAACCUACCGGCACAAUUCGCCCUGCCAUAUCUCGUGGAGGAUCGGGUAACACAGUCUCCCGCGAUAUUGGUAAUUCCUCUUCGCGCCCGGAGAGCAAACAGUUACCAUCACGCACCACAGAGGAAACUGCUGGUCGUCGUCGCCUGUCAUCUCUACCUACCUCAGCAUCGGGAUCGAGACCAGCUGCAGUGCAGGAACCCAGCCGAGAAGAAGCCGUCUCCCCGGGACCUGCGGAGUCCUCUUCAGGAGAGUCAUCUGAAGAUGAGUCUAGUCCUGCACAGUCACGAAUCAUUCGACGGCCGCCGCGAUACCAAGAAAACGAUGCUUCCUAUCAGGUUGACGAUGACGGAGACGAUGAAUCUGAACCGGCAUUUCAGCCGUACAAGUCUUCUGCGGACCAAAAUUCAGCUUCGGAUCUUGCUUCCACUUUGCGUGGAGACAGUCGUACAUCAACCAAGCGUGGCAAUAAGCAUCUCGCUCGGGAGCGUAUCCACCAGUCCCAAACAUCUGAUUCCUCUGCAGGAUCCGGUGCUCCCGGCGCUGAGUCGAGUAAGCUGCGUCGGCCGAAAUCUCACAAUUCGAAUCAGAAGCCUGCGCAGUCAGCGCUGAGUCCCUCCGGAAAGGGUAAACUCUCCUCUCAAGAUGGCAGUGACGGGACGCCAAGCAUGGGCAGUAGUUUUAGUGAUCUUGACGAUGCUUCUGUCACACAAUCUGCCUUGGAAGAAGCCCUGGCCUCACAUAUGCAUGGUGCCGGCAGUCGCUUCAGUAUAAGUCAGGCUUUCCGUAGCCGCUAUUUUGUCAACGACGAGGACGAAAUUCGCUCCAUCGCUGACCCAGACUACUACUUUAAUUAUUUCUUGAGCAGAAACCCCCGAGUGAACCUUCGUCAACGUUUCCAAUUCGACGCUGCCGUUCAAGGUGUCAUUCACGAACGACUCGAAUCUCUCGGCCUUGUCAAAACCCCGCUUCCUCCUGUCGAGCCUGGAUCAGAAUCAAAAUAUGUCAACAUCUUUGUUUCGAAGAACCUCGCAGAUGCCGAGCGCAUCACCAUAGUAUUUGGUGAAUGUGCCAAGGAGCUCGGCAGCGUUGCUAACAGAGUCGUCGGCGGUCCAGGGGGCGUUGAGAAGGGAAGCAUGAUUGGCGCGGUCAAGGCUAUGCAGCGCCACGGUUCUGCAGGCAUCAUCCUCGCCAAUAUGGGUGAGUCAUACUGGUCCCAGGAACACAGACGGGCCAUCACUGUAGGGCAUAGUGCGGCUCUCACAAUGCCCAGUCUGGUGCACAUGGGCAUCAAAUAUCAUGCGGAAGUCAACGACAUCCCAGGCUCCGAAAGCCCAGCAUGUCAUGUGCAGACUGUUUUAAACACCGUUAUUACUAAAAACGCAAAAAAGAACGCGAAAAUCAACAUUGUUGCUAUCGGAGACAGUUGCGAAGUCAUAACUACCCUCCUGGACGAUGAGAAGACCUGGACCAAAUGGGGUCCAUCACUUCAAAGCGCCGUAUUCUACAGCCCUGCAUUCUACAACGAGCCAAAGCAGGCAGGCUUGAGAAAUUUCCUUGCAAAGAAAUCAAGAGGCUACAUGGUGUCUGACCAGCCCCAGGACACGCCCCUUUCCGGGCCGAAUGGCAACGCGGCAGAGGGAACCCCCCCGCUUGGCUUUCCUUGCUAUUCUUCUGGAGAGCCGAGCAUUGUCGAGCUUUGCUUCAUCAGCGCCCUAGAGCCGGGUCUCUCAUACCUUGAUGAGGUGGCGCGGACUCCAGACUUUGAGAACCCGACCCCUACCAUUUUCGAGCGCGCCACGGCCGAGGUGGCGGAAAGUGCGUGGGAUGCGCUCGCGCCAGAGCAGAAGCCGAAUAUUAGCACCAUGGAUGAGGAGAAACUGCAGCAGGAACUCAAGGUUUUGCGCAGCUGGAGGUACUUUGAGAAGCAUGGGCGUGCGCCGGACAGUGACGAGGAGUCUGACAUGGAGGAUGAACAGGCCGGUAGUAGCCUGCCAGUUCCGCCGUGGGGCGAAGACCCAUAG